GUCAACCUAGAGGCAGGAGACUUUUUCACUCACGCACGACGCCUCAGUUUGCUACGCUUGCGUUCGUUGGCGGGUCGACACUUGAUCCAGCGGUUCACCGCACUGCUGCGGCGGCACCGUUUCGGUUACCAGCGACGCCAGGGAGAGGCUUGGCCGGCCUGACCCUGCUGCAGCUACACCCAACACGCCGCGCCGGGCCUGAUCAGCAGUAGAACUACAGAGCACCCACUAGCGCCAUGACCCAGGAGUCCUGCGCCUACGCCUCCAGGGCAACGCAGCUCCUCUACGUCAUCGCGACCGACUGCGCCGUGCGCCUCGCCCUGCGCGCGGGUUUGAGAAUCGCGCCGUCGCUGUCGACGACGCUCCUCUACCGCGCCAAGGCCGCGGCUCGGAACGUCAUCCACUUCGUAAGGGCGGCGACGGCGUGUCUGGGUUGCAGCGUCCAAUGUGCUGCGCUGCUGAGCAGCCACUGCGACGCAACAGUCUUCGGCGCGGCGCUGCACGCCGGCUACCUGGCGAUCGCUUUUGAUGGUUUGUUCGGCGAAAAACUAGGACGAAGAAGGGGCGUCGUCGCCGCGGCGGCCGUCGGUCUGCCAGCUGCUCUACUCGCGAGACAAUCAAUCGCAAGAUACGCCUUGUAUUGGGCCCUCUUCUGCUUAACUAAGCAGUCGCUGCAGAUGGCGCUGUGGCGGUACCGGGGCUGGCGCGCGCCGCCGCUACCUAUUACUUUACCGCUCCUCGGUAACUUACUACCGGCAGCUCCCGCGUUCAUGCGAUUCUUACUGAGACAGGCCAAAAGGCACUUCGCCAAGGAAGGAUUAUUUCUCUUCUGGCCGGCUGGCGGCGCGCCCCUAUGUGUGAUUGCUCACGCGAAAACCGCGCGAAAAAUACUGUCUGAUAGAAGAACGUUCCCGAAGGGUCCCGACUACCGUAGGAAGUUCGGCUUCGUGUUUGGAGAUGGUCUGGUGACGGCGGAGGGCGCUUCCCACGCGCGGGCGAGAAAACUACUAGCGCCGUACUUCAGGACCGAUAGACUGAAGGUCGACGGCGUCCUGCAAGCUUUCCAAAGUUCACUGGAUAUGCUGAGCGAGGGCGACGUCGACGUGCAAAGUUUUUUUCAUCUCGCGACGCUGCGCGCGUUUUGUCGCUGUUUACUCAGCGAAGAUGUUGAUGGGUGGAAACGCGACGAGAACGACGCAAAAGGCGACGUCGCGAGGUUCGUGGCCGAGGCUUGUAGUUUUGGGAGUUUGGUGGUGGGGGAACACAUGCUGUUUGAUUUGCCGAUGAGCGAGACGCUGUUUGGUCGUGUGCGCAAGCUAAGGAGGAUGCGCGACUCAUUGAGAAGCAAAGUCCUGCGGCCCGUCGUCGAGCGGAGGCGUGCCUUGGCAGAGAAGCCCGACGACUGCUUGACCGCGCUGAUUCAGCACCAGUCAAUUGAUCCUACUUUCACUGACGAACACGUCCUCGACCAGCUCGUGACGCUGAUCGGCGCGGGCCACGACACGUCGGCGUACUUUCUCUGUUACGCGUGCUUUGAACUGGCGCGGCACCCGGAGAUCCAGGACGCACUGAGGGAGGAGCUUUCUACGAAUGAAGAUGACUUGUUCCGGAGAGUUGUACGAGAAACGUUACGCUUGUACCCGGUCAUCCCCAUGGUGACACGAGUCGCAUCGUGUUCUACUUCCGUCGUGGACGGGCAUGGGAACAACAAAUCGAUCCCGAAGGGUGCUCGGCUCAUCGUGCCGUUCUUCCUCCUCAAUAGAUUACCGGAGGUCUGGGGCGCGGACGCGGCGGACUUCAAGCCGGACCGGUUCCUCGCCAUCAGUGGUGGCGUCGCGGCGCCGGCGCAGGGCUUCCUGCCCUUCGGCUCCGGCGCUCGGAGCUGCGUCGGCCAGGGCCUCGCGCUGCUCGAGGCCCGCACCUUCCUGCGCGAGUUGUUGGACGUGUAUGAGCUGCGGCCCGUCCCGGGCUUCGCGCCUUCCAUCAAGGCCGGCGUGUCGCUGACCUCGGCCGGCGGCGUGCGCGUGCGCCUCGUCAAGCGGGCUGUCUAGAUGUGCAUAGGAAGUAAGUAAGACGUGUGUAAAAUCGUGGUGAAUGAGUCUUCCAGGAGGGGAUCACGGCGAUGGCGUACGGUGAGCUCGUGG
Messenger RNA from Pelagomonas calceolata, 2144 nucleotides. The record is from the annotation of a GenBank genome assembly. NCBI's taxonomy places the organism in Eukaryota, Pelagophyceae, Pelagomonadales, Pelagomonadaceae.